AUCGCUGAAUCGCUCCAUCCGUCUGUUGUAGUCUGAAGUUAGUAAGUUACUAGUCUGUCUCUAUUUUUCUCUGCUGUCUUUACUUAUCUUUAUAGUCGUUGCAAUUUGCGGUACCUAUGUGGUAUGUUUACCAAAAUUAUCAUGAUAAUUGUUGUUGUUUAAUGUUCACAUCCGUUCUAUUUAUUUUUCGCCGCGAGUCAAAUAUUAGGGCCGAUGUCCGAUAGCCAUCAAACGUUGUCCUCACCGCCUACACCUAUCCACCGUAUCAAACUUUUCUUGCUGGUUCAAAGAAUUUUACACCAGGACAACACGAAUAGUCGAGUAUCGAUACGGUAACUACUGUUUAACACAUAGUGGUGGCGACUGCGCUAACAAAACGACACUUCAUGUUUUUAUUGUCGAUGUUCGAUCUUCAUUGAAUCGUGUGUGCAUGUGUUUCGUCGUCGUUCCGCCCGCAGCUUUCGAGAAUGCUGAUGGAAUGAGGUAACCAUUGCUGAGGUAGCUAGUGUUGCCCCCGCGAUCUCRUCAAUUCGUACAUCUGGCACCCGUCACUCCAUUAUUACCGGUCCAACAUGGAUCCCAGGGUGCAGCCUUCCGGCAAGUAUUUCCCGGUUGCAAUGGCUGAUAAUGAAGAACCAUAUCCAAGUCUUUCUGAUUACCAUGACUAUGAGCCAAAUUUAGAAUUUGAUGAUACUGAACUUCAAAGUCCAACUGCAGAUAUUGAUUUGGAGAAAAGUUUAGCUAAUGUAAAUGGGACUGUUGGAACAUUAGAUUACAUGGAAUCGCCUGUUUCUGAUGGUACUAUUGAAGAAAAUUUUGAAGAAGAACUAGUAAAUGCUCCUCAAGUUGAAGGCUUAACGUCUAUACAUAAUACAGCAACAGGGAAUUUGUUAGAUGAGUUGGAAGCAGAUGAUUCUAAAGAAGAAGAAGACUUUAGCGAUGUUGCUGAAUGUGGUGUUGUUGAUGUAGUUGGUGAUGAUGCAGUUGGCCGUAAAAUUAUUGUCGUCUCAGCUUGCAAACUACCCAGCAAUAAAGAAGUUGAUCAUCCAAGACUUCUCAGGUAUUUAAUGUACACUUUGGACAAAUUUGUAGAACAAGACUACAGCUUGGUCUAUUUUCAUUAUGGGCUGACAAGUAAAAAUAAGCCUACACUAUCAUGGUUAUGGCAAGCAUACCGAGCAUUUGAUAGAAAGUAUAAAAAAAACUUAAAGGCUCUGUAUCUAGUACAUCCAACUGGUUUUAUCAAAGUUGUUUGGCAACUUUUUAGAGCUGUAAUUAGUGCGAAGUUUGGCCGAAAAAUUAUGUAUGUUAACCAUUUACAAGAAUUGAAACUUUUCAUGGAUUUGGAUCAAUUGAUUAUUCCAGCACCAGUUUUAGAUCAUGAUGAACAAUUAAUGAAAAAAUUAAAUAAAAGAAAAGUUUCACCAGUUGAACAGGAAACUGAACAAAAAUCUGAACCAUUACCAACUCAACAAUUUGGCGUUUCUUUGCAGUUCAUAAAAGCAAACAAUGAUGGAGAAAUAAUUCCUCCAUUAGUACGCAAGUGUGUUGAGUACCUAAGUCUACCAGAUGCCUUAGAAACUGAAGGAUUAUUCAGAAGAUCUGCAAACAUCAAUCAUUUAAGAGAUUUACAGAAUCGUAUCAAUUUAGGAGAACCUGUGGACUUUGGGAAUGAUGUGCAUCUUGCAGCUGUUUUGUUGAAAACUUUUUUGCGAGAACUUGAAGAACCUUUAAUGACAUUUGAUUUGUUUGAUGAGAUUACACAAUUUCAAACACUUCCAAAAGAUGAACGUCCUAGGCAAGUGAAAAUUUUGAUAUUGGAGAAACUACCUCUUGAUAAUUACCAUUUACUCAAAUACCUUAUUCAAUUUUUAUCAAAAGUAAUGGAUAGAUGUGACCUGAAUAAAAUGACUUCGUCUAAUUUAGCAGUUGUAUUUGGUCCAAAUUUAGUACGCAGUCCAAAUAGUCAGUUAUCUUUAGCUGCGAUUGGCCCUAUUAAUGCUUUUACUGAUUUUGUACUUGUCAAUCAUGACCAAAUAUUCAUUAUUUGAUGACAGUAUAAUUUAUAAACAUAGUAUUCUGAAUGUAUUAUUUUGUGACAUGGUUUAUUUAACAUUCCAAAACUUAUAACUAUAUAUUGUUAAAAUUGUAUGAUAGAAACUCAUUUAAUUCACUAAUUUACUUACCUAAGAGUAUUUUCGUUAAUAUUUAUUUCUAUUAGUUAAAUUGGGGUUUUUUCUAAACUUACAAUCUAAAAAAUAUUAA
This is a messenger RNA of Diuraphis noxia (Russian wheat aphid), 2265 nucleotides long. RefSeq names its product Rho GTPase activating protein at 68F (gene RhoGAP68F). Gene Ontology annotation, molecular function: GTPase activator activity. Gene Ontology annotation, biological process: small GTPase-mediated signal transduction; negative regulation of endocytic recycling. The record is from RefSeq and is a predicted model, not a curated record. Gene Ontology annotation, cellular component: cytoplasm. Lineage: Eukaryota; Metazoa; Arthropoda; Insecta; Hemiptera; Aphididae.